UCUUCACAAACGAUCAAAUCAAAUUCCUUAGAAUUCAACCGUUCAUUUGCUUUAACUCCUUUCCUUUCCUUCUCGACCGCAUUAAAUUUGUUUACCUUUCGUCAUCAACCGAAUCAAUCCCAAUCUCUCUAUCUGUUUGGUAGAUAUGCAUGAUCCUCAAAAUAAGCACCACCAUCACCAUGAGGCGUACAGGUUCUCUCUUUUUCCUCCCCACUCCUCUCACUAUUUUCCCAGAAAUUAUUCUUCUAAAAACUUCAGUGAUAAAACAACCAUGACAAUCUCCGGCACCGGUGCGCAUGUCCUCGUCUUCCCUUACCCAGCUCAAGGCCACAUGAUACCACUCCUCGAUUUGACCCACCAGCUGGCCACCCGUGGCCUGACCGUAACCAUCUUGGUCACCCCAAAAAAUCUUAAUCUUUUGAGUCCUCUUCUCUCCUUCAACCACCCUUCCAUCAAAACCCUGGUCCUUCCUUUUCCCUGUCAUCCUUCCAUUCCUGAUGGCGUUGAAAACAGCAAGGACCUGCCUGCAAAUUUGUUUAUUACUAUGAUGCAUGCCCUCGGUGAACUUUACUCUCCUCUGCUAAACUGGUUUAAAAAUCAUCCUUCACCACCAGUGGCUAUUAUCUCCGAUAUGUUCUUGGGCUGGACGAAUAAACUAGCCUGUGAGCUUGGUAUUCAUCGCCUUGUAUUUUCACCUUCCGGGGCAAAGGCAUUGUCCGUCAUUUAUUCUCUAUGGAGUGAGAUGCCGAAGUUACAGAAUGCUGAUGAUCCUACGGUAGUUUUUACAUUGCAGAAAAUUCCAAAUGCCCCGAAAUAUCCUUGGUGGCAAAUUUCUCCGAUUUAUCGUAGAUAUGUUGAAGGAAACCCGGUUUCGGAAUUCAUCAGAGAUGGAUUUCUUGGUAAUAUCGGAAGUUGGGGCCUCGUGAUCAACACGUUCAGCGUGUUAGAACGGGUUUAUUUGGAUCAUUUAGCUAAGGAAAUGGGCAGUGAUCGUGUAUGGGCUGUCGGCCCAUUACUCCCUCCUGAUGAUGAUUCAUCUGGCCCCACUGAAAGAGGCGGGUCCAGUUCUGUUUCUGUGGAUGACGUGUUAUCUUGGCUUGACACGUGUAACGAUUGGAAGGUGGUGUACGUGUGCUUCGGGAGUCAAGCUGUGUUGACCAAUGAUCAAAUGGAGGAGCUUGCAUUGGGGUUAGAGAAAAGUCGGGUUAAUUUUAUAUGGUCUGUUAAGGAGCCCACGAAAGGCUAUGUGGAGGGUAAGUACGGGAUGAUCCCACUUGGGUUUGAAGAUCGUGUGGCAGGUAGGGGAUUUGUUAUAAAAGGGUGGGCUCCACAAGUUUCCAUACUGAAUCACCGGGCUGUGGGUGCGUUCUUGACUCACUGUGGGUGGAACUCGGUGCUUGAAGGGCUUGUAGCCGGAGUAGUGAUGCUGGCGUGGCCAAUGGGAGCGGACCAAUUUGUGAAUGCUGAGUUAUUGGUCGAUGAGUUGAAGGUGGGGACAAGAGUGUGCGAGGGUGCACAAACUGUUCCCAACUCGACCGAGUUGGCCAAAGCGGUGGCGGAAUCGGUGGGUGAGAACCGAGUUAUGAGGGACAGAGCCAUGGAGUUGAGUAAGGCAGCAGUUGAUUCUAUUAAAGGCGGGGGUUCAGUUAAGGAUUUAAAUGGAUUAGUGAAGCAUGUUGGUGUAUUGGACGUCAUGAAAAUGAGGAGCAUGGAAAUGUGA
This is a messenger RNA of Pistacia vera, 1720 nucleotides long. RefSeq names its product UDP-glycosyltransferase 89B2. The record is from RefSeq and is a predicted model, not a curated record. The coding region runs from base 146 to 1720 and encodes 524 amino acids. Gene Ontology annotation, molecular function: UDP-glycosyltransferase activity. NCBI's taxonomy places the organism in Eukaryota, Viridiplantae, Streptophyta, Magnoliopsida, Sapindales, Anacardiaceae. The transcript has a single exon.